This is a messenger RNA of Oncorhynchus gorbuscha (pink salmon), 486 nucleotides long. Its product is annotated as lysosomal-trafficking regulator-like. Bases 1 to 333 code for a protein of 110 amino acids. The transcript is spliced from 3 exons. NCBI's taxonomy places the organism in Eukaryota, Metazoa, Chordata, Actinopteri, Salmoniformes, Salmonidae. The record is from RefSeq and is a predicted model, not a curated record.
AUGUGGUUGUUCUCCCAGGGCAGUACGGGCCGUGGUGGGGCCCCCAGGCAGCAGUGGAGGAGGAUCCUGUGGUCAUGUCGGGACACCUUCAGGGUUCAGAUCGGACGUCUCUUGGUGCACACCCUCUCCCCUGCAUUACCCCUCAGGGACAGGAAGGAGGCUCUAGAGUUUGUGUUCGACCCUGCAAACCCUGACUUCCUCAAGGAGAGCCUCAGCCCCGGUUUAGAGCAUGGUCCCAAGCUAGCCAUGUAUCUGUAUGAGAUGCUCCAUGACCAUAAAGAUGCUCUGACCAAGAGGAGCAGAGUACUCUGGGCAAUUUCAUGGCGUCACUGAAGUUGUGGGGUCAUCGCUGCAUCCCGCCCAGCGCACCGCACAAACCAGACCUACUGAAGGCCAUCAAAGAGGAACAGCUGAAAUACGAGGCGGACGAGAAGAGCAGUAAACUGGCCUGGGAGAAGAAAAUUUCCAACACACAGAAAGGUGAAG